Prunus mume (Japanese apricot) is the source of this 1779-nucleotide messenger RNA. Its product is annotated as protein ACCELERATED CELL DEATH 6-like. Gene Ontology annotation, molecular function: protein binding. Gene Ontology annotation, cellular component: plasma membrane. The record is from RefSeq and is a predicted model, not a curated record. Lineage: Eukaryota; Viridiplantae; Streptophyta; Magnoliopsida; Rosales; Rosaceae.
AUGGAUCCAAGGCUCUACAGAUCUGCAAAGUCAGGGGACAUUUAUUUCCUCAAACAACUUCUUAAUGAUAAUCCCAGCCUACUAUAUCAACUUACACCCCGCGAAAACACAUCCCUCCAUAUCGCUGUGCAAUUUAGAGACUCAAAUGUUGUGGCCGAGAUUUAUAGCAGAUGCAGGUCCCUUCUCACACAGCAAAACUUAGAUGGAGAUACUCCUUUACAUGUGGCUGCAAGGAUUGGUUGCUUCUCUAUCUUCAAUGAUCUGGUCAGAGAAAUUUUAUCCAUGUCACAGGAAGACUUCAGGAAUGCAAAUGAUGGCAUGUUUGAGACGCUGAGAAUGGGAAAUAGGGGGAAAAAUACAGUUUUACAUGAAGUUGUGAGGAAUGGUCACAUUAAAUUGGUUCAGUUCUUGCUUACAAUUGACCCUAAAUUGGCAUCUAUUGAAAAUGAUGCGGGUGAGUCUCCAUUGUACCUGGCUGCAAGAGGAGGAAUGUUUGAGAUUCUGAAUCAGAUUUUAAAAUCAACUGCAUCAUCAGCUCAUGGUGGGUCAGAUGGCAGAACAGCCUUGCAUGCAGCUGUGGUUGAGAAGCAUUUUGACAUUGUGGAAACACUCCUACGAUUCAAACAGCAGCUGAUCAAAGAAACUGAUCACCAAGGCAGAACUCCUCUCUUCUAUGCAGCAUCCCUUGGCCAACAUAGAACAGUUAAACGAUUACUAGAACUUGAUACUUCUAUUGCAUAUGUUUUGGACAAAGAGGGCCAUUCAUCAAUUCAUGUUGCAGCCAGCAAAGGUCAUACCUCUGUGAUUAGAGAGAUCAUCCGACAUUGCCCAGACUCGGGAGAAAUUUGUGACCUAUAUGGACAGAAUGCUCUUCAUAUGGCUAUCAUUGGUGGCAGAGCAAAUGUGGUCAGGUAUAUACUAGAAACACCAGAACUGGAGUGCCUCAUUAAUCAGCCUGAUGUCAUUGGAAACACGCCUUUGCAUCUCGCAACCAUAGAAAGGAAGACUUGGAUUAUGUAUUACUUGAUGUGGGAUGGAAGAGUGCAUCAAAGUUCCGUGAACAAAUGUGGUCAAGCGGCAUUUGACAUUGAUAGGUCAAUUAAGGAAUCCAGUAUUGCAUCUCCCAGGGAAUUGCCAAACAUUAUUCCAAACAUUUGGGGACAUCUCGGUACCUCGCAUUCUUGGUUGGGCAACAUCAAGAUUUCCCCAAGAGCAGAACAAGAAGAGGCCAAUGCAGUGCAAACUAACAUGCAAAUGGGCCAGACCCUUCUGAUGGUUGCAACACUUAUCACAACUGUAACAUUUGCAGCUGCCUUCACAAUGCCUGGAGGCUACAACAAUGAUGUAGGCCCAGACCAAGGGCUGGCUCUUUUGCAGUCAAAUAGAAAUUUCAAGUUGUUCAUCAUCUCAGACUCUAUCGCCAUGACUUGCUCAAUAAUUGCAGCAUGCCUUCUGUUCUGGGGAGCGGUUAACAGCAACAAGUCCUCCUAUGUUUACUAUUUAACAAUUGCUGCUGCUCUUACAUAUAUUGCUCUGCUAUCCACUGCAAUGGCAUUCACAGCAGGAGUUAAGGCUGUCAUACCCCAUCAGCAAUUUGUCGAAGUCUUGGGCCACGUAGUUGGAAUCUCUUUUCAUGUUAGUACCUUUUCGUUUCUUUCCCAACUGGUGAAAAUGUUUUCCCUUCCUGAAGCCUGCAGAUUCUUCAUUUCUCAUCUCAAGCUCAGCUGCAGAAUUAAGAACAAAUCACGAAGAAUGAGUGGAUUCUGCACUACUUUUUAG